Molecule: messenger RNA, 2078 nt
Organism: Plectropomus leopardus (leopard coralgrouper)
Lineage: Eukaryota; Metazoa; Chordata; Actinopteri; Perciformes; Serranidae
Gene: rgs9b
Product: regulator of G protein signaling 9b
Biological process (GO): positive regulation of GTPase activity; intracellular signal transduction; regulation of G protein-coupled receptor signaling pathway
Cellular component (GO): plasma membrane; neuron projection; cytoplasm
Molecular function (GO): GTPase activator activity
Source: RefSeq, a predicted model, not a curated record
UCACAGGCGACAGCAGCAUUGUAUCAUCAGACACCAUGACCAUCAGAAACACUCUCCGGGACCAUGGACAGAGGUACCGACCACGGAUGGCUUGUCUCAAGAAGGCGGAGAAAGUGCUGCUGGAGAUGCAGGACCCCAAAACAGGAGUGAAGUCGCAGCCUCAGAGACUGGUUAUCACAACAAUACCACACGCUAUCACUGGUGAGGACAUCAUUUCGUGGUUAGUUGACAGAUUUCAAAUAGACACACAAGAGGCGAGGAGUUUGGGCUCCAUGCUGGUGGCGUUAGGAUACAUCUACCCGUUACAAGACCACAAACGCUUAGUGAUCAAACCGGAUGCAUCGCUCUAUCGCUUCCAGACACCGUACUUCUGGCCCACACAGCAGUGGCCUGUUGAGGAUACAGAUUAUGCAAUCUACUUGGCGAAAAGAAACAUCCGUAAGAAGGGAGUCCUGGAGCUGCACGAGCAGGAGCAGUAUAACCGUCUUCACAAGUGGAUGAAUCAUAAAUGGGAUUUCAUCGUGAUGCAAGCCAAAGAACAGUACAGGGCUGCAAAGGAGAGGAAGAAACCGGAUCGUGUGGUGUUUGACUGCCAGGAGAGAGCGUACUGGGUGGUUCACAGACCUCCGCCAGGGACAGUGAGCGCCAUGGACUACGGACUGGAUCGACUAGUAGAUCCAAACGCAGACGAGGCCAAAACACCCGACUUCUACAACAGAAUCAUGAUGUUCACCCAGCAGUCCAUCAUGAGGCCCAGAGUGAAGUCAUCUGUGUCCAUUGGCGCAUUGGUGAAAUACUGCGCCACCUAUUACAACCACGACCCUUUCCUCGCCAAGUGUCUUCCCAGCAACCCCUGGCUCACUGAUGAUGUCACGUAUUGGACCUUGAACAUGCCCAAUGUGGAAAUACCAACUAAAAUGCGAGUGGAGAGGUGGACGUUCAGCUUCGCCGAGCUGCUCUCAGACCCACGAGGACGAGAUGAUUUCAGACUCUUCCUGAAGAAAGAGUUCAGCGGUGAGAACUUGGCAUUCUGGGAAGGCUGCGAAGAUCUGAAGUGGGGCGAAGCUGCGACGAUGAGAGAGAAAGCAGAGCAUAUAUACAAGACGUUCCUGGCUCGUGGAGCGCCGCGGUGGAUCAACAUCGACGGAAAAACAAUGGAAAUCACAGUGAAGGGCCUGAAACACCCACACAGAUACGUCCUGGACGCAGCCCAAACUCACAUCUACAUGCUCAUGAAAAAGGACUCGUACGGCCGCUACCAGAAAUCUCCCGUGUUUAAGGAAACGAUGAAGAAGGCCGUCUGUCCUGAGGAGCAUCAUUUCACUGACGCCCAGUUGGAGCAGAAUGCAAAGAAGCGACGGCCCAGUCUCAGUCCCAUCAUCCUGCGGCAGAUGGAGCAGGAGCAGAGGGCCAAGAUGGCCGCCAACGUUGACAUCACGCAGCUGUGCCGCUUCACCACUCCCGUCCCCCACCUCGCCGUCUACUCUGGCAUCACUGACUUCCCCGCUGCCAACGCCUCACCCCCUCUCCCCUUCCUGGCUCACAGCCCAGCCUGCCCCUCUCCCAUCAGCGUGGCCUUGGACAGCACCUCGGCCUCUGAGCGCCGAGUGGAGGCCAGUGACGGAGAAGGCGAGGGGAAACCUGCUGCUCGGGCCCCCGCGGGUGGAAAUGUGUCCAAGUCUCGCAUGGCUCUGUCUCUGCGUCGCCUGCUGAAGCGUGGCUGCACCCCCGCCACCAUGUUCGCCAGCCUGUCGCCCAAAUGCCACUCAGCUGCCGGGACCAGCAGCCGCAUUCAGCCGAUCAGCCCCGAUCAGCCCAGCCAGGCUCCACCGAGACGGAUUGGAAAUUUCUUCCAGAUUAAAGUGGAUAUUCCUCCAGAGUGCCGGAUCUACCCCAUAGAGUCUGAGGACGAGGACGAGGAGAGCAGGGCCGCCUCUCGGGGAGAAGUGGGAGCCAAAGAGAUCAUCUGUCCCUGGGAGAGCCUCACCCCACAGAACGGGACGGGCUAAUCGGCUGCAUUUUACGCAAGUAUAAAAUAAAAACAAGCGUUUGAAUCUGUGUCUGUCUGAGCAGGCAGG